Molecule: messenger RNA, 537 nt
Organism: Quercus lobata
Lineage: Eukaryota; Viridiplantae; Streptophyta; Magnoliopsida; Fagales; Fagaceae
Exons: 1
Coding region: 1-537 (178 amino acids)
Source: RefSeq, a predicted model, not a curated record
AUGCCUCAGAAGCUCAAGGCCCCAGAUUUCGUCAAGUAUGAUGGUAUAGGAGACCCUUGCGCGCACUUGCGCAUGUUCUGUAGGAAAAUGGCUCCCUACGAGGAUAAUCACCCUCUGCUUUGCCAAAUUUUCCCAUAUAGUCUGACCGGCCCCGCAGCCACAUGGUAUGUGACAUUGGAAAAAACUUUUAGCUGGAGGGAAAUGGCCAAUUCUUUCCUGGAAUACUACAGGUUCAACACCGAGAUAGCUCCCGACCAUAUAGUCCUUAUGAGAACAAAGAAGAAGAGUGGAGAGUCUUUCCGAGAAUAUGCCCAGAGGUGGCGUGAGCUAGCUGCACAAGUGCAACACCACAUGAUGGAAAAUGAGAUGAUUAAGUGGUUCAUUGACAACCUUAAGCCUCCUUACUAUGAGAAGAUGAUCAGCACCCAAGUCACUCAUUUCGCUAGCCUCAUCCCUAUUGGGGAGCGCAUUGACGAGGGUAUUAGAAGCAAGAAGAUCAUGAAUGGUAAGUCUUUGAGUUCCAUAGUUAAACAAUAA